Messenger RNA from Echinococcus granulosus, 1611 nucleotides. Its product is annotated as Potassium voltage-gated channel protein Shal. The transcript is spliced from 3 exons. The coding region runs from base 1 to 1611 and encodes 536 amino acids. The record is from RefSeq and is a predicted model, not a curated record. Gene Ontology annotation, cellular component: voltage-gated potassium channel complex; membrane. Gene Ontology annotation, molecular function: A-type (transient outward) potassium channel activity; protein binding. Lineage: Eukaryota; Metazoa; Platyhelminthes; Cestoda; Cyclophyllidea; Taeniidae. Gene Ontology annotation, biological process: protein homooligomerization; potassium ion transmembrane transport.
AUGUUUUCAUGGCUCCUCCUAGUCCGGGCCUCUGCAAUGGGCUGGACGCCGCUUCUAAAUAUUCUGUCAAACCAAUUACCUAAACCAGAAGCUGACGCAAAAAAUCUCGAAAAGAAAACGCGUAUCAACGUUAGUGGUACUAUUUUCGAGACUUGGCAGUCAACCCUCGAUAGAUAUCCCUUUACAUUGUUAGGGUCACCAGAACGGGAGUACUUUUACAACGAACUUACCCAGGAAUAUUUUUUUGAUCGUGAUCCCCAAGUUUUCCGGUAUAUUCUUAACUAUUAUCGAACUGGACGGCUUCACUUUCCGCGCAGUGAGUGUGUUUUCGUCUACGAAGAAGAGCUUAACUUUUUUGGAAUACGGCCUGAUGCGUUGGGGCUUUGCUGUUAUGAGGACUUUGUGGAGAAGAAGAAGGAGGAUGCUAACCGGUUUGUGACAAAAAAGGAAGAACAACCUUUCGACCGGUCAAAGACAAACUCAUUCAGAGAACAGCUAUGGUUUGCAUUUGAAAACCCACAAUUUACUAACUUUGGUCAAGUGUUGUACUACGUUUCUGGUUUUUUUAUUGCUCUCUCAGUUUUGGCAAACAUUGUGGAAACGGUUACCUGCUCAGUUUCUGCAGAGACUGGCCUGCCCAUAUCCUGUGGUGUUCAGUUUGAACAAGCCUUUUUUUGUCUCGACACAGGAUGUGUUCUAAUUUUUACCGUUGAAUACUUUGCUCGUCUCUACGCUGCUCCCAAUCGGUGCAAAUUUGCCAAAUCGGCGAUGUCAAUCAUUGAUGUUGUCGCUGUACUUCCCUACUACAUUGGCCUCUUUAUGACAACGAAUGUCUCCGGGGCUUUUACCACCCUAAGGGUUUUUCGCGUGUUCCGGAUUUUUAAGUUCUCGCGACAUAGUCAGGGUCUUCGCAUACUUGGCUACACUCUUAAGUCGUGCGCUUCUGAACUGGGAUUUCUACUGUUCAGCAUGUCCAUGGCUAUCAUUAUAUUUGCUACCAUUAUGUAUUAUGCGGAAAAAUCAGAGACCUCUCGCUUUACAAGCAUACCAACUGCAUCGUGGUACACAAUUGUUACAAUGACCACCUUGGGGUACGGCGACAUUGUUCCGGUCACGGUGAUGGGAAAAAUUUUCGGAGGCAUUUGCUCACUUUCGGGCGUUCUCGUCAUAGCUCUUCCCGUGCCUGUCAUUGUCUCCAAUUUCGCGCGCAUCUACCAACAAAGUCAACAGGCUGACAAAGAAAUCAGUCAACAAGCUUUAAGGAGCGCAAGAUUCAAGGUUCUUGCGCAAGAGCAGCACUCGGCCUUCUUGAUGGGGAAGCGACUGGCGGAGGCACAUAUGAAUGCUCUGGAUAGAACCAAAGGCGGCAGCGCAAAACGUAGCAGUGGCUGCAGCGAGGCGGCGGCGGCAGCGGAAGUGGUAGCCGAUCACGUGGGCUCAGGGGCGACGUGGCCGCGCACUCAAAAUCGCGGGGUGUUGGAGCCUAUUCAGGAGGAGCUAGAGGAUGCACCACCCCUGCUCAGUCAGCUCACCAUGAGUCCUGUCCAACUACAGCACUACCACCUCCUCAUCUGCCUCGAGCGAUUAGUCGUGAGCCUGCCUGUUGGUUAA